This is a messenger RNA of Dentiscutata erythropus, 207 nucleotides long. The record is from the annotation of a GenBank genome assembly. Lineage: Eukaryota; Fungi; Glomeromycota; Glomeromycetes; Diversisporales; Gigasporaceae.
AUGACACCCGAAAAAUUUUUCGCUAUUUUUCCUUGUGACUUUUGGUCACUUGAGAAAUUCAUCGCUUUUUCUUUCGGCAUCGACAAAUCUGCCGAAAUACAAGCAAUUAAUCAAAAUUUUUAUAAUUGCUUGCAAAAUAUAAACGAUGAUACGAAUGCUUCGCAAGAAGCUCGUGACCAUGCUAGAAAGCUGUUGGAUGAAAAGAAG